GACCCUAGACGUUCCCCCAAUCGCCGAGCUGUAUUCAAGAGUGCCAGCCUGGCAAGCCACAGGAUCCAACGUGAGGUCCCGCUGGCGAUUCCAAGAUGCUCUUUUAAAUGGACGGCCACGAUCUCUGCUUUUCCUGCUCAUCGAUAUCUCCUCUUUCUUCUUCUUCUUCGUCUUCGUCUUCGUCUUCGUCUCUCUUCACUGUUUCUCGGGAAGCUAGGACUGAGAAAACCCUAGCUACAUUCACAGAUCCAACCAGCAUUUUCUCUGUGUUGGGUCCCAAGAUGGUUGCACAAGACUUCACUGUCGAUUUGAGUAAGCCUCUUGUAUUUCAGGUUGGUCAUCUUGGAGAAGAUUAUCAAGAGUGGGUUCACCAGCCUAUUGUUAGCAAGGAAGGCCCUCGGUUUUUUGACAGUGAUUUUUGGGAGGCCUUGACACGCACGAAAUGGUGGGCAAUCCCGCUCAUUUGGUUGCCAGUGGUAACCUGGUCCAUCUCCAGGUCUGUGCGGAUGGGUCUUGAACUCCCUCGGUUAGUGCUAAUGAUGGCCAUUGGCAUUUUUGUUUGGACAUUGAUGGAAUACUCUUUGCAUCGCUUCCUUUUUCACAUCAAAACAAAGACCUAUUGGGGAAACACCAUUCAUUAUCUGCUUCAUGGUUGCCAUCAUAAACACCCUAUGGAUGGGCUCCGUCUUGUUUUUCCUCCUGCUGGAGCAGCUGUUAUAUGUGUGCCAUUAUGGAACUUGAUUAAAUUCUUGUCAACUCCUACUACUGCUCCUGCUCUGUUUGGAGGUGGUUUACUUGGCUAUGUAAUGUAUGACGUCACUCAUUACUAUCUGCACCAUGGACAGCCAUCAAGUAAAGUACCUCGAAAUCUUAAGAAAUAUCACCUGAACCAUCACUUCCGAAUCCAGGAUAUGGGCUUUGGCAUCACUUCAUCACUAUGGGACAGAGUGUUUGGAACACUUCCUCCAUCAAAAGCACCAGGAAAAAGUAGAUAAUUUAAUUGAAAGGAUUGCACCUGUUCAGGGUAGACUGUAGAAUAACAGGUUUCAUCCGGUUUAACUUAUUCUACCCCCUACACAUUCUUCUGCUGCCACUGAUUCAGUGGUGUAUAUUAGUCUAGGCAGCGUCUUACAGGUUUUAGUUUGGACUAUCAAUUGUUUGGUGCUCUUUUCUCUGCAAUGAAAAAUACUGUGUAAAGGGAAUUGAUGGUUGCAGAUUCUUUAUUUGAUUAUUUAUUAUAAAAUGUAUCGUAUUCCGUCUGUUUUAUUA
This is a messenger RNA of Vitis vinifera (wine grape), 1269 nucleotides long. RefSeq names its product dihydroceramide fatty acyl 2-hydroxylase FAH1. Gene Ontology annotation, cellular component: membrane; endoplasmic reticulum. NCBI's taxonomy places the organism in Eukaryota, Viridiplantae, Streptophyta, Magnoliopsida, Vitales, Vitaceae. The transcript has 7 exons. The record is from RefSeq and is a predicted model, not a curated record. Gene Ontology annotation, biological process: lipid biosynthetic process; fatty acid metabolic process. Bases 108 to 995 code for a protein of 295 amino acids. Gene Ontology annotation, molecular function: fatty acid 2-hydroxylase activity; iron ion binding.